Molecule: messenger RNA, 1857 nt
Organism: Miscanthus lutarioriparius
Lineage: Eukaryota; Viridiplantae; Streptophyta; Magnoliopsida; Poales; Poaceae
Source: the annotation of a GenBank genome assembly
AUGAUUGCAGACCCUGGAAAUCGCAAACCAAUUGAUGAUUAUGAACCUGAAAUUAGAGACCAAGUAAAGAGAGCAUAUGCUUUGAGUGGUCCAACCCAACCUCGUGAAUUUCAAUUUCCUCGUAAAUGGAUUGGUGGUGAAUGGAGAUCAUUUCAAAAGACUUGGUUUGAUGAAUUUGAUUGGCUAGAGUAUAAUGUUGCCAGAUUUCUCAUAUCGCAAGGGGAUGCUUUCCGUGGACAUGAUGAGACUUCUUCUUCCCUCAACAAGGGAAACUACAGAGAGAUGGUUGAAUGGUACAAAAAUAAGGUUGAGGUAGUGAAGGAGGCAUAUGAAAAAGGUUCUAAAAAUUGUCAGAUGUUAUCUCAUCAUAUACAGAAAGACCUUACAAAAGCUUGUGCGGAGGAAGUCACGGCUGUCAUUAUGGAUGAGAUUCGAGGAAGAAAAUUUUCGGUGCUUAUUGAUGAGUCUCGAGAUGUAUCAAUUAAGGAGCAAAUGGCGGUGAUUCUAAGGUUUGUGAAUGAUGAAGGGAAAGUGGUGGAGAGAUUUCUUGGACUUCAGCAUGUUGAGAGUUGUACAACUAUUGCAUUGAAAGAUUCUUUGGUCGGUAUGCUUUCAAGUCACAAUUUGUCAAUCUCUAUGCUUCGUGGACAAGGGUAUGAUGGAGCUUCUAAUAUGAGAGGUGAAUUUAAUGGGGUCCAGAAAUUGAUUCGUGAUGAAAAUCCUUAUGCUUUCUAUGUGCAUUGUUUUGCCCAUCAAUUGCAACUGGUGGUUGUUGCCGUUUCAACAUCUAGUGCAGACAUUGCAGAUUUCUUUAACUAUGUUCCUUUAAUAAUCCAUAAUGUGGGUGCAUCUUGUAUGAGAAAGGAUGCCUUGCUUGCAAAGCAUCAUGAUGUGUUGCUUGAAAAGAUUGAGAAUGGUGAGAUUAUGACUGGAAGUGGUUUGAACCAGGAAAGUAGCCUAGCUAGGCCUGGAGAUACUAGGUGGGGUUCACAUCUUAAAACUUUGCUUCGCAUUUUGGUGAUGUGGGAGGCUAUCAUAGAUGUCCUUGAGAUAGUGAAGAAAGAUUCCAUUAAACCAACAUGUAAUGGUGGAGCUUUAGGUUUAAUUGGAAAAAUGGAGAGCUUUGAUUUUGUGUUCAUCCUGCAUUUGAUGAUAGAGUUGUUGAGCAUGACAGAUAUGUUGUCACGUGCUUUGCAAAGGAAGGAUCAAGACAUAGUUGAAGCAAUGCAUUUGAUCACUGAUGUGAAAGAUGGCCUACAGGACAUGAGGAACAAUGGAUGGGAGCCGUUACUCAGAAAAGUGAAAACAUUCUGUGAGAAGAAUGAGAUUGAAGUGCCAGAUAUGGAUAAGGAAAUAAAUGUUAGAGGGACAUCUAGACGUAGAAAGCAAAAGGUAACAAACAAGCAUUACUAUCAUGUUGAGAUUUUUCUUGUUGCCAUUGACGCCAUCUUGACUGAGCUGAAUCAUCGGUUUAGUGAAAUUAGUUCAGAGUUAUUAGUAUGCAUGGCUUGUUUUAACCCAAGGAAUAACUUCUCUAAUUUUGAUGUGGACAAACUUGUGAGGCUUGCUGAAAUUUAUGUCGAGGAUUUUGAUAUUGGUGACCUUAUUGUUUUGCCAAAUCAACUUAGACAAUUCAUCAACCGUGCUAGAAGAACUCCAGAUUUUCUUGGAUGCACUGAACUUGGAAAAGUUGUUGAAAUUAUGGUCAAGAAUAAUAUGCACACAUCUUACAAAUUGGUUUAUCGUCUCAUUGAGCUAACCUUGAUACUACCUGUGGCAACGGCUUCAGUUGAGAGGAUAUUUUCAGCCAUGUCCAUUGUAAAGAUAGAUUUGCGUAAUAAAAUGGGUGAUGCAUGA